AAUUACUCAUAUUGCAUUUGUAUAAACAAGCUGGACUCGGGGGUCAUUUCAAAAAGGUGCAACCAGCAUAAAGCCUUAUCACUACAUUAUCAGACAAAAAGUCUUCAUAAAUAAAAUAGGAGGAAUUAAAAGUUCUAGGUGAUAUAUCAGACUAAUGAUACAACCGUAAAGGAAUUUCUAGUGUGAGACACAGUAUACUAGUCUUAUCCCACUCCUGUUUUAAAAGCACUGUAAUAUCUGAAAUGUAUAAUCCUGAUACUAUUGCAUUGUUCAGACACCACUUCCCAGCUUUAAAGAGAGUCUCUGAUGGAAAAUCCAGCAUGUCAGGUUGCUAUCAUGACACCAUCUGUGGAUGGCCUUGCUGUAUCAUCUUCUUGGUGCCCGAUACCCGUGCUUUCAUUAGAAGAGGAAAAUGAUUUAUUAGAGGCAGAAACUGGUCAUAUUAACCCACCCCUGACAACAUUUUUUGCUGCUCCUAUAUUGGAUAAAUGUCACACCUCUCGUCUUUCCCAGACUCUUGGUUCACUUCAUCCACUCCCUGACUCACUGCGUCACCUCAAGAGGGUCCGAGCUAGACCCACUCAUCUGGAAAUCCUGAUCCGUGCACUUACAGCUGAAGAGUUUGCAGAUAUAUUAAAACAUGACCCACAAUUUAAGACAGGGCAGGGGUACUGUAAAUCAACAAACUGCAUUAAUGACCUACAAGAAGAAUCAGUAAAUACUGUUAAUAAUCUGGAAGUUCCAUCACUUGCAGAGAUUGUUAAACACAGCAGUUUUGAUAGGAGUGGAUUGGGAGAUCCAUUUCUUGUUUGGGUUCCUUCAAGAGCAGCUAGAAAUCAAAUGCAGCAAAAAGUCUGGGCAAGCCAUUGGCCUUGUACCUAUCAUGGACAGACCAAGAUAGGAGAGGAACGAAUGAGACAGAGUGUCUCUGAGGAAGAAAAAUUAAGAAUAGGACAAUACAUGAGUAAAGCCCUAGAGGCAGCACAGUUGAACAAGGCGAGAGGUGGAAGAGGGAUAGGGGCAGUGGUAGUGGAUGGACAGAGUGGUGAAGUUCUGGCCGUAGCUUCUGACCGGACAGGAGAGGGAGGAAGCCCACUUCUCCAUGCUUGCAUGGUGGCAAUAGACAUGGUUGCACAAAAGCAGGGAGGGGGAGCAUACCCCUGCCUGAUGGGAGAGAAAGCCAAACAGCUGAGUGAUGCAGUGAAGCUAAAGAAUGGGGUGGCUGAAAAAAAAGAUGAAAUAAAGCAACAAAUGGAAAGAGGAGGAAACAAUGAAAUCAUAGGGAAAAUUAGUGAUGUAGUGGGAGAGAUGCAUCAGAAUGAUGAACACAAAAAACGAAAACAGGAACUGGAACCAUACUUGUGCACAGGAUAUGAAGUAUAUGUGACACAGGAGCCCUGUAUAAUGUGCUCCAUGGCUCUGCUACACUCGCGUAUUCUUUGUGUUUAUUUUGGAUGUAGCUCCCCCAGAGGUGCUUUAAAAACCUAUUACAGGUUGCACUGUGUGCCUGGCCUCAAUCAUCGCUUUUUGGUUUUCAGAGGAGUUAUGGAGAAGGAAUGCCAGAAGGCUGUGUGUGUUCAGGACUCUUGAUAUUUGCUGUGACAUUCAUUCAGUAUGAUAGUAAACGCCUCCUCUGGCCCAUAGACAAUUCAAUCAUCAAUUUUAUACUGUUUUAUUAUUUUUGUUGCUAUUUUUAAGAAAAUACAUUUUAUUUGAGGAUUAAAUCCAGUUAUUUUAUGUAACGUGUUCCUUUUUAAAAAAAUAUAUAUUUAUUUUUACUGGCAUUCAUUAGUGUCUUAUAUUUUAUUGUGAUUGCAAAAUGCUUGUUACAUUAUUUCGUUAAUAAUGCUAAAGUGAAACUAAUAUUUUGGUUCCUUGAUAGGCAGUGUGGAAAUAAAAAGAUUGUUCCUUUUUGUAUCAGAUUUAUAAAAAAUCAUUCUAAUGAUCUUAAAGGACCACUAAACACAGUAGAAUAGCAUGGUCAAUAAAUGCACAAUAAAGAGCAAUGCAAAAGCACUUAGCUUGAUUUUCAAAUGAGUAGUAGAUGAUUUUUUGUGACAAAUGUCAGUUAAAUUUUUUUCUUUCUAAUAUAUCAUGUGACAGCCAUCAGCCAAUCACAAAAUGUAUAUACGUAUAGCUUGUUAAUCUUGCACAUGCUCAGUAGGAGCUGGUGCCUUAGAAAGUGUGUGUAUAUAAAAAGAUUGUGCAAAUUUAGAUAAUGGAAUUUUAAUUGGAAAGUUGUUUAAAAUGGUGUACUCUAUCUUAAUUAUAAAAGUUUAAUUUUGAA
Molecule: messenger RNA, 2287 nt
Organism: Bombina bombina (fire-bellied toad)
Lineage: Eukaryota; Metazoa; Chordata; Amphibia; Anura; Bombinatoridae
Gene: ADAT3
Product: adenosine deaminase tRNA specific 3
Exons: 2
Coding region: 307-1590 (427 amino acids)
Cellular component (GO): cytoplasm; nucleus
Molecular function (GO): tRNA-specific adenosine-34 deaminase activity
Source: RefSeq, a predicted model, not a curated record